UUCUGUGGGCCCCACCUCUUCCAUCUCUCUGUCGCCACCGGUUGCUUCGCUUUUCUCCUCUUCGUAGGUGUCCAAUAGCAAAACUUUAAUUCGGCUCCUUUCACUAGCUCCUACUCCCUCCCACACCCGUCCCCACGCUCGAGAGAAUAAAUUUGCCCUCCUUGCUUCCCGUACGGUCGUCAACCCGCUGCUUCCGUCGCGGCACUCAUUACCGUUACGGUGCGCCGGAAGGAAGCUCUACGAGCGCGUUUGGAAUUAUGGCGGCGGUCGAUAUCCGAGAUAACCUGCUGGGAAUCUCUUGGGUUGAUAGCUCUUGGAUCCCCAUUUUGAACAGUGGUAGUGUUCUAGAUUACUUUUCAGAAAGAAGCAAUCCUUUUUAUGACAGGACGUGUAAUAAUGAAGUGGUCAAGAUGCAGAGGCUAACAUUAGAGCACUUGAAUCAGAUGGUUGGAGUUGAAUACAUCCUUUUACAUGCCCAAGAGCCCAUUCUUUUCAUCAUUCGGAAGCAACAGCGGCAGUCCCCUGCUCAAGUUAUCCCACUGGCUGAUUACUAUAUCAUUGCUGGAGUCAUCUAUCAGGCACCAGACUUGGGAUCAGUGAUCAACUCCAGAGUGCUCACUGCAGUACAUGGUAUUCAGUCAGCUUUUGAUGAAGCUAUGUCAUACUGUCGCUAUCAUCCUUCCAAAGGGUAUUGGUGGCACUUCAAAGAUCAUGAAGAGCAAGCAAAAGUCUGGAGAAAAGCCUGUCCCAGUGGAUCAGACAAAGAAAGAGGCAGAGCCUCUACCAGAAACUGUGAAAUCCGAGGAGAAGGAGAGCACGAAGAAUGCUCAGCAGACUGUGAGCACUAAAGGUCCCCCUGAGAAACGAAUGAGACUUCAGUGAAUAGCGGACACGAAAGAAGCUGGCAAGCUCCUUGUCAGUCACUAUACCUCAGCACCGUGGGAGGCUCUUGAGUCUUAAAACACUAUCGCAGCCCUCUUAUUUAUGUGGAGCACUUGUUUUUUCCAAAAGGACGUUCUUCCUCCCAGGAUUUCUAUGUGAAUAUUUCUUACGUAUCUUUUGUAACCUUUCCUCUACUGGAUAUGGGCAGAGCACCUAACUCACAGAUACACCAAUAUAGAUCCUUAAAAACAAUAAAGUUAUUUGUAUAUAUUA
Molecule: messenger RNA, 1155 nt
Organism: Microtus oregoni (creeping vole)
Lineage: Eukaryota; Metazoa; Chordata; Mammalia; Rodentia; Cricetidae
Gene: Med6
Product: mediator complex subunit 6
Exons: 7
Coding region: 258-848 (196 amino acids)
Biological process (GO): regulation of transcription by RNA polymerase II
Cellular component (GO): mediator complex; core mediator complex
Molecular function (GO): transcription coactivator activity
Source: RefSeq, a predicted model, not a curated record